GCUCUGCAUUUAUGCGCUAAAGAGACGACUUCCAUAUUUGAUUGAAAUCUGAAUUUGCUAUUACUAUUUCUGAUUCUGAUAUUUGAAUUACUACUUUGCCGCGUUUUUUAUUCGUAAUUUGUGUUGAAUAUUUUCAAUAAAUUAUUAUAUUUUUCGUGAAUUAAUAUUAUUCGAUAUCCAUCGAUAUGUGAAAUAGUUACAAACAUCCAUUUCUAAUAAUAUAUAGAAUCGCGGGUGUUUAUUUUCGUUUAAAUAUCCGGUAUGCAGAGUGUGCGGUAAUUUCCUUUUCGUGUAUAACGGAAGGAAAAUUCGCGAAUAUGGCAUUACGUUACGAAAAAGUUGUCUUAUGUCGUGGUUUAUCAGAAAAAAAUGAUUCGCAAGAAGCAUACAUAAAAACCUUGAAAACGGCAGGUUAUUUGUGCGAUUGUUUACCUACUUUGCGCUUUGAAUUCGUAAAUAUUUCGGAAUUGAGGACAUGUUUUUUAUCAUCAUCUUCAUACUAUGGACUUGUCCUGACAAGUCGUCGUGCUGCAGAGGCAAUUGAACUUUCUGCAAAAGAAGAUCCUGACAUUCUACUUCCCUGGAAAACUUUGCCAGUAUAUUGUGUAGGACCAGCAACAGAAUCUUUUGCUAAAAGUCACUUAGGUUCAGAAAAUUGCUUUGGUAAAGAGGCUGGUAAUGCCAAAGAAUUAGCAGAAUUGUUAGUGGCCUCGAUUGCAAAAAAGUCAAAACCUUUACUUUAUCCUUGUAGUGAAAUUGGACGUGAGACAAUAGAAAAGGCUCUUAAUGAAAAUGACAUUAAAAUUCAUAAAAUAGUUGUUUAUAAAACUUUGGCUAGUAAAACUUUAGAACAUGAUUUAUUAAAAUUCAUGGACAAUGUGCCCAAGAUCUUUAUAUUUUUUAGUCCAUCUACAGUAGAAUAUAUAGUAACAUUAUUGAAAAAAAAAUCUUAUGAUCUAAACAAUAUAAAAGCAGUUGCUAUUGGACCUGUGACUAGACAAGCAUUACUUGAUGCUGGUCUUAAAGUUUUUGCCACUGCAAAUAAACCUGAUCCUGUAUCUUUAUUGGAUGCUAUUAAUGAUGCUGAUGAAAGUGAAGUUAAUGAAAAGACUGAAUGAAGAAAUUAUUUACUGUUGUACUAUAAAUUGGCUCGAAAUGAACUAUUUUUAAUGUUAGGAGGGAUAAUGUACCGUGCUCGUCCAGCAAUUCUGAUGAGGUAUUCCAGUGAAAUUUACCAGGAUUCUGCACGCCUGGUUAACGGACCAUCGUGGCCAGUGAUACUAUCCUUUCGCUUGUCUCGUUGAAUACGAACGUGAUCCUUUGCUCUGCCUCUUCGAUCGGGAUCGAAUGCUCGAACAGGAUAAUCCGAGGACUCUAUCGCUGGAGGCGGCGAUUCCAGAGCUACCUGCUUGAUCAAUCUCCUUGGACUCGUCGAUCUGCUCGAUUGUAUCUCGUUCGAUGUUGGAACUAGAGACGCUGACUGAGAAAUCGAACUCUGUUAUUUUGUUCUUAAGACGAUAAGGAAAGAUCUACAAAUUACCAUGUUCUCAGAUGUUGUGCUAUCUUGUUUUAUCGGUGCUUGUCCAUCAGUUUUUCCGCUAUUUCCGUUAUUGUAUUUGUUGGAAUCUGACAGAUUUAAGAAGAUAUCGUUGUUAAAGAAAAAAUUUUUGUUAGUUUUUUUUAUCGGAUGAGAAUAAUAUUACCUUCAAUCUCUCGGACACCAAGUACCUGACGAACAUGCUCGACGAGACCGGUGAAGUCUCUGUGAGGACCAACUGGUAACAAUCGUUCAGGCAAUGGAAACUCCAGCUGCGAAAUACUUCGAGGACUCGUUAUAUCGCUAGAUAUGCACGUUUCACUAUCUUGAUCGAACGAAGAACCUGGAAAUUAAUAUAAUUAAUACAAAGAUUUUAUUAAUUUUGAUUAAGAAUACUCACUGACUGUCAACACGUCCAUCUUGGACAAUGGUGAUUCAGGCGAUCCGUAAGUGUCUUCGCAACGCAGAAUUCUCUGAGCUGGUCUUGGACCUACAGAAUUAUCGAUAAAUUGAUAAAAAGUAUCUAUUGUUUUUUCAAAAUACAAAUAUUUACCAGUCGGACGAAUAGUGGUGCCAAUUGGCAAAAGUCUCUCAACAGUCGGUGCAGUUAGAGGAUGAGGAGGCUCGUUCCAGCUCGGAUGUUGUCCAUUAUCCGUGCUCGUGAUCUGAGACGAAAUCGAGCUCACCGCUGGAGAACUCGAUUGGUCGCUGCUCGUCACCGUAACCACUUGACCUGGUGACACAGGCGAGGCUAUGGUCACUGUCUGCUCUAUGCGCUUCUGACGACCCAAUUGCUUAGAAUUCGGUGAAUCUGAAUUACUGGAGCCUGUUGGAGGCAUCUUUUCUUUCGAAAAAUCAUAUCUGUAAUUAUAUUUAUCUGUGUUAAAAAUUAUUACAUCAUACGUGUGAUAUAAUGAAGAAUUCUGAUUACUUUUGAACUUGGGCAGGUAAAGUAGUCGCAAGGGCAGUGGAUAAUCCAAAAGGUUUCGAGGAGGCAAUGUCUCCAUUAAAAGCUAUUUGUACAGUGACGUUCCUUUCUUGAGCAGCUUUCUCUGUCGCUGGUUUCUCUGGGAUCGCUUUAUCCAGAAUCCCUUUCUCCGCCCUUUCCGUCACUUUCUCGAUUCUUGAAGUGUAUCUUUGUAGAUCUGCUUGACCAGUUAACAAAGUACUCGUCACCAUCAUCUUUACUCCUUCGUGCACACUCCACUUCUUUUGAGGUCCAAUCUUCGUACUCUGUCCCAAGAAAAUAAUAAAAAAUUAAUUUUGUAAAUCAUAAGAUAUUUUACGAUACAAUAUCGUUCGUACAACGUUGUGAACGAGAUAUUUCGCGAUGGAUUGCUCGUGGAACUAAGAAUAUAAGAAUAAAUAUAAGAGUGAAACUCUCGAGAAUUAUUAUCAAAAGUUAUUUUUGUUAAUAGAUUGUUACUUUGGACGCAGUAUUUUCUAGAAAAAAAUAACUCUUGAUAGCGGGAACUUUUCGAGAGCUUUACUGUUAAAAUGCAAAUAUAUUCGAGAGUUGUUUUUAAAAGAUUGCAAGAGGAAAAUAUGUUAAAAAUGAUUAUCCAAAAAUACUCUUCUUUCUCAACACAAUAUUUAUUACAAAAAAUAAAAGAGUUUCAUUCUCAAAUUCAUUUUAAAACUUCAUUAUAAAACUUAAAUAAAAAAACUAAACAAAACUCUUAUCUAUAGUUACAUUCAAUUAUUUAAUUUAGAAAUAAAUUAAACUUCUUUCUUUUUUCCAAUCAAUUUUUCAAUUACCUGAUGAGAUUCUUCCUCGCUUCCAAGAAACCAAGUAGGUCUGCUGAUUCCUUCCGACUUCUUGAUAACAUUCUGAUUGUUCCAAUCCGUUUUCGUCAAAAUAUCGGUCGUGAUUCUAGACCCGUGUAGCGAAAUGCUUCUCGUGACAGCGAUCGGUGUUUCCUCCAGCUCGCCGAGCGAUCCACCACUGCUGCCAUGCAAGGUGCUGUCAGAUUUUGGGCUCUCGGGUAUUGCAGCCAGCUCGGACUCCGUAUCAUCCGCAUUGAUCGAGUAGCUUUGCAGAGCAUUCACAAUAGCGGAAAUUGUAACAAGCAGCUACUGGUGUAAGCACAGGCACAGGUGUGUCAUGAUGUAACUCUCUCACUGGGUCCUGGAUUGUAUAUUCUCAAGGCAUUCUAGGUAAAUACUAGAUCCUAGAAUUUACUACUUUCGCUAUCUGGUUAAAGAAAAAAAGUUUUCGCGAUUCUGGUAAGUUUGAUUUUGCAAUUUUAUGAUUGCUAUUUCGUUUCAUGCCUAAGAAAACGAGGAAAUAGUAAAAGUAUCGAUAUAAAAGUAUAUAUAUAUGUCUUCGUUCCUCUAAGCCUUGAGUUAUGGUUGUGAAAAUUUGAGAUGGUAAGUCUACUAGUGAAAUAAAGUUUCUAGUAACUUUAAAGAACGUAAUUAUUCCAAAGAUAUGAAAAAGAUAUGAAGAUAGAAGGGUCAAUAUAGAGUGCAAAACGCGUCAAUGUGAAACAUUCCAAGCUGAAAUAGCCUAAUGCUCUACCUUCCCAGGAAAUCUAUGUUAUCGACUAGGAUGCAGUGUUUCUAGGAACAAUGUAUAGAUCAAAUAACCUGGAAUGUUUGUUCAUGUAACGACAAGUAGGUGUGCUUUCUUCCCAAUGAGUUUCCAUCUGACUAUGCGUUGGUCCUGGACUUCUUUGGUGCACCGAUACUAUAGGAGUUCUCAUUGGAGGACUCUCGGCGUUCAUAUCUCCCAUUGUCAUCAGCUCGUGAUCCACACCUAGAGACGGUUGCGAUACGUCUGAAAUUUAAUUGUUGUAACGUGAUAUCUAUCUUAACAUUUUUAUAUUUUAAAAUAAUAUAUUAAAAGUUAACACCAAUGUACCACGUGAUCUGGAUGGAGCGCUCAUUACCACGGUAGCUGGAAUUCUUUUGCAUUGAUGGUGCUGCGUAUCUAAAGUGUUCAGUACGAUUUUGAUCAACACUUGCAAUUGAUUACACCAUGGUUGCUGACCGUAUUGACACUAUAACGCAUAUAAAAAAAGUUAAUUAAUUUUCUUGAAUUAAGAAAAAAGGAUGAAAAAAUAUUUGAAAGGUAUCUACUUCACCUUAUACAGUAUAACGAGGAGAGACAUUAACCAAGAGCGUCUAUUAUGCGGUUCGAGAUACCAUAAGCUAUACGUGGGUGUUUGAUGAUCGGAUGGAGGCACACCUUGCGGAGGACAAGGACAAUGUUGAAGUAUGGCUAGAACUGGAGGCGUCAUCAUCCAUCCCAUUACAUGAUUCUGGUCCAGAAGUUGAGGAAGAUUGGCGAUAAAGACGUUGAAUACAGGUGAAACUCUAAAGAGAAUUAUUUUGAUUUUAGAUUGUCCAUUCUGUUAAUAAUUGAUGAUUUAUUAUUAAUAUUUAAUACCUUAAUCGUUGCGGAGAAGUAUGAAAAAUGCGUUCAGUUUGGUUGUAGCCUAGUAGAAGAUACAAAUGACGUAGAACGAUUCCUUGCGUUUUUGAUAGAGGUUUCUCAUCCGUUGGAUAAGCCUGGAUAAUAUUGUUUUUUUAUGAAGAAAGAGUGAAUAAAAAUUAGAAUUAAAAAAUAAUUUAUUUACCUGAUCCUGUCUGGAGAGAAAUUGCAUCAAAAGAAAAACCAAUAAGUGCAUGGUCUCUUUGUCAGCUUCCUCCAAGUCUACAAUUUUGUGAGUGUAUCCUGGUAACGCGCUAGUUUCAUCCACCAUGUUUAACGAAUGAACAUGACCAUCUGUAACGUUGAGUUGAUAAUAAAUAUUGUUUUUAAGUUAA
Molecule: messenger RNA, 5308 nt
Organism: Apis cerana (Asiatic honeybee)
Lineage: Eukaryota; Metazoa; Arthropoda; Insecta; Hymenoptera; Apidae
Gene: Uros1
Product: Uroporphyrinogen III synthase 1
Biological process (GO): uroporphyrinogen III biosynthetic process
Cellular component (GO): cytosol
Molecular function (GO): uroporphyrinogen-III synthase activity
Source: RefSeq, a predicted model, not a curated record